AUGGCAUUAGAAAUAGAUUACAACGAAGUGUUAGAUUUUGGCGAGGAGGCGGUGAAGAGUGUGGACGAAAAGAUGAACAUCUUGAAAUUUGAUUAUAAUUGGGCCGAAGUAGUGGAGGAAGCAGAACAUUUAAAGCAAGAGACAAAGAUCGAAGGGAAAAAACAUCGAGACCCACAAAAAAUAUUAAGGAGGAUCCACGAGCAAAGAAUGCGGGAAAUAGAAGACAAAAACAAACAUAGACUGGUCUUAAGUCAAGUUCAUAAGGAAUUGUUGAACAUCUUCGGUGCUAUGCAGAGAAAACAGACAAAACGAGAUCCCCAGAAAAUACUUAAAUUACACCACGAGAUACGUAUGAAGAAGAUUGCGACAAAAAUAGAGACGAAUAUACUCAUCAUGACAGCAUAUAAGCGAUUACUGGAAAGAUUCGAGGCCAAGCAGAGACACACAGAGUUGCUGAAGACUGUCCAUAAUGAGCUAUUGAGUGUGGUGAAAAAAGAAGAAAACACAGAUACAUGUACAACUGGAGAGAGAAAAACUCUGCUAAGUAGACUAAAGGUACUGGCAGACAAAGCAAAAGAACUGGUGGAAUGGAUGUGUUUUCAGUGGUUUUAACUUUUUCAAAAAGAAAAUUGUCAGACGAAUUUUGUUUCAUUGAACGGAUU
Messenger RNA from Saccostrea cuccullata (small rock oyster), 662 nucleotides. RefSeq lists its product as uncharacterized. The transcript has 9 exons. The record is from RefSeq and is a predicted model, not a curated record. The coding region runs from base 1 to 612 and encodes 203 amino acids. NCBI's taxonomy places the organism in Eukaryota, Metazoa, Mollusca, Bivalvia, Ostreida, Ostreidae.